This is a messenger RNA of Synchiropus splendidus (mandarinfish), 3806 nucleotides long. It is a transcript of the gene sertad4, whose product is annotated as SERTA domain containing 4. Lineage: Eukaryota; Metazoa; Chordata; Actinopteri; Syngnathiformes; Callionymidae. The record is from RefSeq and is a predicted model, not a curated record. Bases 165 to 1151 code for a protein of 328 amino acids. The transcript has 4 exons. Gene Ontology annotation, cellular component: nucleus.
CGUAAAGGCGUCACCAGGAGGGCUGCAUCUGCUGCUGAUCCUCGGCAGCGUCCACGCGCCGUGACUCUCUCCAGCGCGACGGAAGCGGACGGUGGCGCUGCUCCAGCCCUGCAGGAGACAAAGAAGGACCUCACUCGCAGCAGAGCCAAACUGGGGGGAGAGAGAUGACCCUUGUCUUGUCCAUGAAUCCAUUCCUGGAGCCAGAGGUAGACCCUCCCCUCUCCUCAUGGGAGUCAGAGCGCUGGACCAAGAGCCGCCCGUCCAGCCCAGCAGCCACUUGCACCUCUGUAGGGUCUUUAACCCCAGAUGCCACCUGCAGGCGCCUUCCUGAUCAACGCUCCAAGAUUGCCUACUUCAAGAGGAAGUUAGUUGACUGUGAGGAGGUUCCUUUAACCUUCAGGACCUACUGCCAAAUGGUGACGCCGGUGUUGGAAGAGAGGGCUCACAUCCUGCGCCUCUCUUUGGAGAAGAUGCGUUUCAUUGACGACCCAGAAGCCUUCCUGCGGCGCUCCGUCCUGGUCAAUAACCUCUUGGGACGCUUGCGGGCGGAGAUCUUGCUCCAGAGCUCUGACUGCUGUUUCUCUCCAAACUCUGCCUCUCCCACCGCUCCCUGCAUCAUGCCGCCGACCGCCGCACCUGCUCACCCAGCACUGCGCGCCUUACCUCCGCGUAUCUGCCUCGCACCCCAAGGUGGACCCCCCUUUCGCAAGCGGUUCCGUAUGGUCCGUGUGGGCCAAGGAGACCUUCAGUCGGAGCGCGCCCAGACCUGCUGCUGCUUCUACGCUGCGGCAGCAGCUGCAGGCCACGACCUCCACCUCCCACUCUCGGCUUAUGACGCGCCACUGUCCACCUGCCCGUCCACACCAUCCUCCUCCCUCCUGCAGCUCAACACUCACAGCAAACUUGGACUUGCAGUGGAGGAUCAUGACACUGUGGAAGAGCAGGAGGAGGACGAUGAGGUGGAAAAAGAAGAAGCAGGUUCAUCUGUGGAGCACAAAUGUAGGACUAGGACGAGUGAAACAAGGACUGCUGAGGAGACGGGGGAGGAAGAGGAGGAGCUGGAAGAGGAAGGAGUGACGCAUUGUCAGUGCCACUUACAAGUGAAAAGGCACACGUCACAUUUGUGGCUUCGUCGGCUUCAUAGACACUGAUGGUACUGCUGCUCCUGGCUCUUGAUACGGGCAUCCACUCUGCGUCUGUCUUCACAAGAUCAUGGCAGACUCAGGGCUGUCCCCAGCACUCUAGCAGCGUUGUGGCCUCCUACCUUGGCAUUUUCCCUGGAAGAAAUGUCUUGCACUUUCUCCUCGCACACUUUAGUGGUGCAGUGGUCUCCAGGAGCUUCUGCUGGUGUUCGGGUGCUUCAAACUCGACUAUAAAUGUGCAGUGAUGUUAACUGUCAGCGCCGUCUAGUGAGAGUGAGCUGAUCGACAGCAGGCAGGACACUAGAGGAAAGUACUUUUCGUCUCAAUCGUCGACAUGUUUGCAGCUGGUCUGGUUUGGCAGGUUGUCAGCAAUGCUAGUGGUUUGCACUGAGCUUUUGGUAUUUUAACCCUUUCACAUUUUUGAAUUGAAACUGAUUUUUUUGUUAAACAAAGAGGGGAAAACAAAUAAAAAAACAACUUUAAAUUGAACACUGCUGCAAAAAAGAGAAAACUGUUUGAAAGAGUAGACUAAUCUUUUGUGAUAAGAAAACUGAAAACCAACUGAAAUUCUUUUAAAACAAAAGUUAAAAGUAAUUUAGGCAGAGAAAAACAUCACUUUCAUGUAUUAAAAAUCAAUAGUCAUUGUUGAGCCGGGACAAUAUAAGCACUAAACCAGGGGCUCUGAACCUUCCCAUCCCUUCAUUAGAACUGAUCCAUGACUCUCAAUUUCAUCUGUGAUCAACAGCCAUAUUUGGUCGACUGACGCGUAAACAAACCAAAACCUUGUGAAACAACAUGAGACCUUGCGAUCGUCGCAAAGAUAUUUAUUUGUCAUGGAAAAGUCCAACCAGCAGAAGCAGGUGCAAGUCGUAUUUAUCACAUUUCCUAAAGAAAAAAAGAACAGAAACUGAAUAAAAUUCAAAAUAUAAUAAAACCAAGUCUAAAUAUUGUAAACAUUUUUUUUUAUUUAAACUCCAAAAAGGAUACAAGUACAAGUGUUGCAAUUGAUUUUAACAAUGCUCCAACAGGUGCUUUCACAAACAGUUUUUUCACUGUUCGGGAGGCGCCAUCACUUUCUUCUUCAUUGUUUCUUUCCACGAACUUCUCCAUAGUUGGUGACUAUCACAGAUGUGCAGCGGUCAGGUCAGUUCACUGACUCACUACUGCCGCCACACGUGGCUCAUGUAUCAGAACUGAGCGUCUCACGGCCCAGAGGUGGGAAACAAAAACCUUUUAGCGGCCCUCUAGGGGGCGCUCGCGGCCCUGCGGUGAAGCAUCAUUGCUGUAAACAACAGUUGUGUCACAAUAACAACUCCAAGUGCCUUGUUGUUGCACCUGGCCUUAUUUCGUGUGUCUGGCUGACAGAAGGAACACAGCACAGAAAACAGCUCCAUUUCCAACCUCAUGCCGUCUGCAUGUUUUUAUUGCACUUGGUGUAAUGUGGACGGAUAUUUGUGUCGACCAGCUGUUUCCUCCGUCUGAGCGGACUUGCAGGCGCAGCCUCCUCCAGCUCUUCCUGGGUGUUCACAAGGUGAUCUCAAGGUCAACGUCGAGACCCAAUUACUGACCACUGUUUGUUGUCCAUAUGUCUUCGAUUGAAACCAGUACCAGAAGUAAUUCAGUGUUUUUGGUAUUUGUUUUUACAGCUCAUGGGGUUUAAGGUGUCAGUGUCCUUUCUUGAAUGAAUCCUUGUUAAAUCGGCGGGAAUUGUUACCUUGUGAAUAUAAGCUCAGUUGACGUGACUCAUCUCCUUUGGUCGUCAGGUCCACCAGUUGACCAUCCUCACCCAUCUUCAUCGUCCCGCAGCAGCUUCCUUCAACAGUCCUGCUCCAUCCCUUCCUCUCCUCUCCACCUGUCCCUCUGAUGCACUCACUUCUGCGCCUGUCUUCUCCAGCCAUGUCAUCCUUAUCUCCAAAACAUGUUUCAGUCAUGUGCCAAAUGUCAUGCAGCUCUACUCAGAACCCUGCUUUGUGAUCAUGUUUGUCCAGCUAACCCUAACCCUAACCAACUGAACCAGUUCAGCACAAUGAAAACUCUCAGCUGUCCGGUUACUGACAUGCUUGUCUGGGCUCUUGUGCCACUGAACCAACCCCUUGAGUCAUUUUGUUCUUUCAAAAAUGUGCGUUGAGCUGGUGUGUUAGUGACGAUGACAGAAGCAAUGCCUUGGUUCCAAGAUGUGUCACUCGUCUAAGUCUUGACCAGCGCUUACGUGUGGUGUUCUGUGCCCAGUGUAUCGACCAGUAAAAGAAUUGUUGGACACAACUCCCCUCUGUUGUUCCUGUAUACUCCUGAAUGUGUGGCGCUUUUGUGACGCCUAACCAAUCUGUGACAUCUCAGAAGUCACCACGAAUGUCCCUCCUUGACAUUUCACUUACAAUCCCACAGAACUUUGGUCUGCUGAGCCAUCACCUCCACCACAAGAGCCAGAAAUGACACACUGUGUGUGUGUGUGUGUGUGUGUGUAUAACUUCCUAAGGGUUGUGUUGGUUUCUGAACACUUUUUGCCGCAGGGAUGUGUCUCCUGCUGCAUCUUCCGCUGCACCCCUUCUCAUCUUUGACCUCUCCACUGUCGCUAUUAAUAGGGCAAUCCCUUGUUAAAGAAUCGGUGCUGCCACAGAAGUGAAAGCGACAUUAUUUCAAACAAUAAGACGACGCCAACAAGGC